Messenger RNA from Cladocopium goreaui, 1308 nucleotides. Lineage: Eukaryota; Dinophyceae; Suessiales; Symbiodiniaceae. The record is from the annotation of a GenBank genome assembly.
CCGCAUGGGCGGCCCGGGCAUGGCUGGGAACUGGGACAGAUGGCGGUAGCGAAGUGCCGCAGCUUCCCUGCUGCAGAAUGGAACCAGACAGGCCUGAUGAUACCCACUGCCGGAAUUGAUGCUGGUGCCUACAUGAGGAGUUUGCAUGGAGUGUCAGAUGGUGACUUCCUACGCCAUUGGAGUUUGCAGAGACCGCCCUUACCAGAGUACCGUCGAGCCAGCGAAGAGAUUUGUGUGUCACACAGUUUGAUGAAUCGCACCUUGCUUCUGGAUUCCGUUCGCAAGAUCAUGACCGUUUGCUCUGAGGAACUGACGGUGAUUCGAAAGUGUGGAGACGACCUAUUCCUCGAAGCCUCUUUGGGCCUGAUAGACCAUGCCUACUCUUUGAAUGGAGACGUUGGCCGCUGCCACUUUCAGACAGAUAGAUUCACACAGGCACCCAUCCAGCACAAUAUGAAGAAGGUCUUUAUGGCGAUGGAGGAGUGGAAGAAGCCUCUCUUUACGCUUUGCCUAUUGGCCCUACGUCAGCUGGUGCCACCGGAGGUGUGUGCCUUAAAGCUCAGUGCUAUGGUGGAGCGGGGCCUAGCGUGUCCGCAGGUGCAGGUGACAUCUUUCUCCUUCUUGGCGCUGCUGUGUGCAGACAUGAUGUUUACAGACGUUGCUGGUGCAACCUCCGCGCGACAAAGAUUCGGGAGGUGCCUGGACCACUGGCUGGAUGCAUAUAAGGAGCAGGCGCUGAUUACUGCCUAUACGGAGCCAGCGAAGUUCUAUUGGGCCUCCACCUCGGGUCGCUUUGGAUGUCCCCCUUGGCUGGAAGAGAACGUGGAGGCUCAUGCGCUGAAUUGGUAUGUGGCUAUGUUGGGGAGUACGCUGGGCAUCCAGCUUCCCCAUCUUCCAGUCUUUUGGGAUACCUUUGCCCCGCCAGUGGUGGACUUUUGGGAAGGUUUAAGCGAGGAGGUCUGGGAGAUUUUCUGCCUCCCAGCCAACUUUGGGCGUCGCUGGAAGAAUAUCUCAGCCCUAGCUGCGCGGCGACAGGGACAGGUCCCUCUAGUGACGAAUGGCCGACUGCUGGGUGGACACUUCCCUUGGAAGACGGCAGGUCAUCAUACCGUCUACGCUUUGGGCGCCGCCAUGGAAGCUGAGUUGUCCAGGGGGGCCGGGCACUUCGCCAAUGAGGCGGUGAACCCUUCGGAUGCGGCAAAGCCCAAGAGAGAACUCCUUGCCAGGCAUCCGGCCGCUCCGGCGAUCCCGGAGUUGGAAGAUGGUAGAAACCUACUUGAGGGUGCCAGACCCACUUAGUAACUGGGC